This is a messenger RNA of Lachancea sp. 'fantastica', 981 nucleotides long. The record is from the annotation of a GenBank genome assembly. Lineage: Eukaryota; Fungi; Ascomycota; Saccharomycetes; Saccharomycetales; Saccharomycetaceae.
AUGAAGGCAUCUCUGCGGUGGACUAAAAGGCCAUCUGGUCAACUGGGCUGGUUAACUCGACCACUCUACAAUGUAAGACCCAACAGUACUUGUUCAGCUACUGCUACAACGUUUCCCUUGGAAGAUUCUUCGAGAGUACUAAGACACCUCGAGUUCACGAAAAGACUACCGUUCGAAAAGGGCAUCAGGAUCCAAGAGAGUUUUGUCCGGGCUCAGCUCGACAUGAAGCAUCUACAAUCCAAAAUCGACCGAAAAUUGGCUCAAUUGCAGACAGAGCAUCCAGGAACGACACUCAAUCAGCAUGAACAAUGGAUUUUGAAAAAUAUCUCAGAAAUGAAACCUCAUCCCAUGGUUUUGACGUUCGAAUUCGAGCCUACGUACACGGGUGGGAAACGCAGCAAAAAAGCUGUCUCUCCGGAAGACAUCGCCAGGUUUGAAAACUUCGUGCCACAGCAGCGUGGAGACCAGCAACGUCCGAAAUUUGUUCAAGUAGAAAGAGGCGGACAAGUGACUUUCCAUGGUCCCGGACAAGUGGUGGCGUAUUUGAUUUUGGAUCUCAAAUCGUUCAACAACUUCCCAGCCAAAUGCCUGGUGUCAGCUAUAGAAGAUUCCACAAUUAGUGCAUUGAACAAAAUUCCAGACGGCGCCAGAAACACUAACCUUGGCAUUGCGGCGACAAAGACUGCGGAAACGGGUGUCUGGAUCAACGAACAGCAAAAAAUCGCAAGUAUAGGAAUUCAUGUGAGAAGAUCCAUUACGUCGCAUGGAGUCUGUAUUAAUGUGGAACCUGAUCUAUCAUAUAUGAACAAUUUUGUGAUGUGCGGGCUCCAGGACUCAAGGGCAACCUCGAUACGCGAGCAGCGGCCCGAAAGCAAGUGCACCACUCAUGAUGUAGCAGUAAGGUUUGUCAAUGAACUUUCCAAGAAAUUGGGAAUCGCAACUGUGGAGCGUAUUCAAUUAGAUGAUAUAAAACUGGACUAA